This is a messenger RNA of Sycon ciliatum, 3569 nucleotides long. RefSeq names its product kinesin light chain 3-like. The record is from RefSeq and is a predicted model, not a curated record. Gene Ontology annotation, biological process: microtubule-based movement. Gene Ontology annotation, molecular function: kinesin binding. NCBI's taxonomy places the organism in Eukaryota, Metazoa, Porifera, Calcarea, Leucosolenida, Sycettidae. The transcript is spliced from 16 exons. Bases 148 to 2229 code for a protein of 693 amino acids. Gene Ontology annotation, cellular component: kinesin complex; cytoplasm.
UGGCAGUAGUAGGGCCGGCCAGGGCCCCGUCUUGAUCUUUGUAAAAAUUAUAAUCUUGUUUCUUUUUUAUGCCUAUGGUCGUUUGUCUCGAUAGGAUUAGGUCUAGGGCUACAAGUAGGAGCAACGUUCUGGUGCUGCUGCUGUAGCAUGGACGAAGCUAACUCCCUUUCUCCCUCUAGCCGGGAGAAGAAAUUCGAGGCUCUCCGCGCUGUGGCGAACGAUGCCAGCAGUAUCAUCAACUCGCUAGAAGCCAUUCGCAACGAACACGAACGGCUCAUGGCGCUGGCCACGUGUGGAAAGGACGCCGAUUCAGCUGCAGAAGGGGAAAACAACGCCGAUGGCGCAGGUGCUGCUGCUCAACAAGCGAAGAUAACUGUCCUGCGAAAGUCGCUGGAGAAGAUCGUGCUGCAUCUGGACGAGACACAGGUUGUAGUCCUUCUUGCAGCUCAUCUGCAACAGGUUGAAGAGAAAGCAGUGAAGCUGGAGGCGCAGGUCGACAGACUUUGCGAUGAGAAUGAUUGGUUACGAACAGAAUUGUCUGUCACUCAGCAGCGACUGAACGGCAGCGAAGUCAAGAUUGCACAAUUGGAAGAGGAAAAAGCCCAACUAUUGUUCAUGGAUUCAACCCGAGCAUAUGAAUACACGGAGCCGCCUGAAGCAGGACGUACGUCAGAAAAGUCUGACAAUCACUCACCAAGAUCUUGGGGAAAGCAGAAGUCCAACGAUGCACCAGAUUGUAGAGAAAGCACGCCGACAGGAAGCGAAGGUGGUAAGCAACCGGUGUCAAUGCAAGUAUCCAACCAGAGUGGGACAAUCGGUGAGGACAUUCCUCAGCGGCUGCGCACGCUGCAUAUCCUCAUCAGCCAGUACUCUCAGCAGGGUAGAUUUGAUGUGGCUGUGCCGCUUUGCAAGCAAGCACUUGAGGACACAGAGCGCACUAAUGGCUUCUAUCAUACUGAGGUUGCCACGCUAAUGAACAUGCUUGCCUUAUUGUAUCGUGACCAAGGCAAGUUGGAGGAGGCAUGCAGUCUUCUGCACAAUGCCGUCAAGAUCAAGGAGCACUGUCUUGGAGAGAACCACCCAUCCGUAGCCUCAGCCCUGAACAAUCUAUCUGUCUUGUAUGGAAAACGUGGAAUGUGGGCAGAAGCCGAGCCAUUUUGUAAGCAGGCACUCACCAUUAGAGAAGGGCUGUAUGGCUCAAAUCAUCCAGAUGUUGCAAAGCUACUCAAUAACCUUGCCCUGAUAUCUCAAAACUGCGGAGACUUUUCAGAGAGUGAAUGUUAUUAUCAGCGUGCUAUCGACGUGUACAGUCAUCUGUAUGGAGCUGCCGACACUAUUACAACCAAGACUAUGAACAAUCUGGCUGCCUGUUACCUCAAGCAGAAGAAGCAUGAGGAGGCGAAAGCACUGUAUCGACAAGUUCUGCUCGCUACCAGUCAAGUGCAAACCAAUUUUGGAGCACCAGUUGCCUCGACUGAGCAGCAGAGUACAUCACAAGGUGGGACAUCUACGAAUGUGCAAGCAAGCACUGGUGGUUUGCAGAACAUGUAUUCACCCACAAGUCCGAGCAUGGACGGAGGUGAUUUAACAUCCUCACAUACAGCAAGAGAUCGCAAAGGUACUGACAACAGCGGAGAUGGCGAAGAAACGCUAGCAAAGACAUUUGAUGUAACUCGACUAGUGAGUUCAUCGCCAAUAGAGGAUGUUCUACUGAGCAAUGUGCAUUCAUCGCCAUACCCUAUCUCACCCGCACUGACCAGCAGCCAUACUGCCAGCAGCACUGCCAAUGCAAGAACUCCUGACCGUAGCUCCACCUCAGUGGAGCCUGCCACUGAAGAGCCUUUACCAGCAGCUAAGCGUGUCUCCUCUUUUAGUCGUUUGAAAGGCAGUGUGGGACGAGCACUCGGUAAAGUUAUUGCAUCUGAGAGAAGUAACUCACGUACUCGCCGCUCAUCCUCAGUUCCCAGGCGAGGAUCCGAUCCCGAAGCUGACAACGUAUCUGCAAGUUCUGUACCUAGUGAUAGUCCAUCAACGGCACAGCUAUCAUCUCCACAGCCAGGAGCACCUGCAACAACUAACAAUGCACUGUCACCCAGGCAAGCUGUUCUGCUCGCCACACCGUCUUCAAUCGCCAGGCCAAGCUCUGUUCAGAGUGAGUCCUCUACACCACUACCUCGCCGUGGUCCACUUCGUGCUCUGCAUCAGAACAGUAGGGAUGAUGCCGUUUGACAACACUCACAGCCGCAACUGCCUGCGUUACUGUUAGGAGAUAGAGCAGUCACUGGCUCGUUAUAUUAUUGAAGAAAAUCAGAAUGCCUUUGUCCAAGGUGCUCAUGAUUCCGGAAGCUGGAUGGGAGCCAGCAUGUACUGGAAGUCACAGCUGUACACUGUACACUGUACAGCUGUGACUUCCUACCCCGGCCGAUUGUAUCAGCACAGCAAGUUAUGUCGGCCUGCCAUACCUCACUUGUCAUGCCAGUGACUCUGAUGUAAGCAAGCAAUGAUGGUGGUUGAACCAGCCUUGCUUCGAUGCCACCGUGUGCAACACGGGUACAUUGCUGACUCCCAUCUCUUGCUGAUACGCUUGAGAUCACACCUCAGUGUAGUUCAAUCCUCUUCUCCUUUCGUGUACAAUUCUGAUAACACUGGCAAUACUAGUGUCUAGUGUGAGAAUCAGUGAGUGAGAACCAGUGAGUUUAAAAGAGUUAGUGUGUGAGAAUCAGUGAGUGAGAAUCAGUGAGUUAAGAGUUAGUGUGUGAGAAUCAGUGUGUGACAACCAGUGAGUGAGGAUCCAUAGGAGUGAGAAUUAGUGAAUUGGAGUCAGUGUGUGCAGAGAAGAUGAGCACCGCCUUCACUAUUGUCGAGCUCAUUGAAACAUGAUGAUGAGGUCUAUAACAUAUCCUGCCCCUAUGUCAGAAUUGACUAUGGGCUAUCUUUACUUUUUUUCUUUUUUACUGGAGUACACCAGCAAAGUCCAAAGUCACCGCUGCACCCAGCACAUGCAAAUAAUAAAUACUAGUACUACUGCUACUACAUGCAUGCAUGUACAGCAUUCACUGACAGUUUGAUUAUGACAGCAGUGCUUUCAACUCCGAAAUUCCAGAGGUUUUUUUUCUCAGUACAUGUACAAUGUUAUGUACUACACUGUCUCGGAAUUAUACUAUGUAUAUACAGUACAUGCACGGCACGUAUUCCAUGUAGCCGGACCAGUGAAUACACACAAUGUUACCCAGUCUUGUAUCAUUUCCGCUCAGGGAUUGUCCCUAAAUAUUGACAUUUUUUCUAUAUGGAAAUUGCUAACAAAAAUACAUGUGUGAAAGGAAUUUCGAAAUUUCAUUUUAGAAAACAUCUCUUAUUACGGCCGGCGUCCCAUCAUGUACAGGUGCUUAAAACUGCACAUCACUUUGUGUAUAUCCGAUAUGUCAUGUAGAUACUUGCAAAGCGUGUCAUGGCAUAAUCUGUGUUACGUCACAGCUUUACAUUGUUGCAUUAUUUGCACUGGUUCUGAUUGUGUGUUUAGUUUACACUGGUUUUCCUGUACGUACAAGUCAUGCUAGCAGAGGGUUCCU